This is a messenger RNA of Endocarpon pusillum Z07020, 675 nucleotides long. RefSeq lists its product as uncharacterized. Bases 1 to 675 code for a protein of 224 amino acids. The record is from RefSeq and is a predicted model, not a curated record. The transcript has a single exon. NCBI's taxonomy places the organism in Eukaryota, Fungi, Ascomycota, Eurotiomycetes, Verrucariales, Verrucariaceae.
AUGCCCUAUAAUGUUAUCCCUCAGCUGGAACGAAUUCGAUUGGCCACGCGACUCUCAACAACGCUCCUCUUUUUCCACUCUACUCCGUGGCUGAAGGACACAUGGUGCAGCGAUGAUGUCUUCUUCCAAGGAAUCGACUUUAAGAUGCCUCAGUACCUUCCCGAUUUGAAUGAACCGUACGUCGAUGUCGCUCUCAAGGAUGCUCACGCGCCAGUUCCUCGCACCUCGACCUUACAACGUGGGAACUUUGCUCCGAACCCAUUCCUCUUUGGUCUUGGUGUAAUGCUCCUUGAAGUUUCUUUCGAGGCACCUCUGCGAAGUCUCCAACAGCCAGUCGACAUUCAUACUGGUCAAGAAGACAGAAACACUGAGUUCUUCAGGGCAAAAAGGGUGAGCAAAAGCGCAUCAAGACCCCUAGGCGAUAGAUAUACCAAGAUCGUCAGGAAAUGUUUGAGUUGUGACUUUGGCGAAGGGGACGAUCUGAAUGAGAUACCAUUACAGGAAGCUGUUAAUUGCAGUGUUGUUCAUGAGCUAGAUCUACUUGAAAAGAAGCUUUAUGAGUUUUCUAUCUUGAUGAAUGAAUCAUGUAUCUUACGAGGCUACCAAGAAGAAGGCCUGACUCCUGCCGACCGUCCCUGCCGUGUUGCGCGGGUCAGGCUGCCCGAAAGGGAGUAA